This is a messenger RNA of Phragmites australis (common reed), 1097 nucleotides long. RefSeq names its product lysine-rich arabinogalactan protein 19-like. The coding region runs from base 149 to 700 and encodes 183 amino acids. The transcript has 4 exons. The record is from RefSeq and is a predicted model, not a curated record. Lineage: Eukaryota; Viridiplantae; Streptophyta; Magnoliopsida; Poales; Poaceae.
AAAAAAGCCGUUGCCUUGUCUGCAAUGGCGUGUGGGCUUUUCCAACGAGCGGCCACUCCCCCUCCCCUUGCUCUCCUCCCUAGGGCUGCUAGAGCCCCCCGCCACCUCCCCCAACCCUAUCUCCGCUCGAGCCCAGACGCCCGCCGCGAUGGGCUCCUCCUCCUCGCCGUCUCCGCCUCCGCCCCCCAUGAUCGGGAGGGCCGGCAACCUCACCGUCUUCAUCACGCCGCCGUCGCCGGUCAGCACUCCGCGGGGCUCCACACGCCCGCCGCCCGAGUCCCCGCGGUCGGAUUUCUCCACCCCGACCCCGCACAAGGUUUCUCCGCCGCCGGCGUCUCCCUCGCCGUCACCAUCGCCCAAGAAGUCCGCGACCCCGCCCACGGCGCCGGUGGUCUUCACCCCGCGCCCGCCGCCCGUGAAGGUGCCGCCGCCCCCGGUACAGGUGCCGCCGCCGCAGUACGAGAAGGCGUCCGCAGGGGGCAAGCACGACGGAUCGGCUUUCGGCUUCUUCUGGGACGCCGUCGCGCGCGUGCAGGAAGCGCACGCGAGCCUCGACGAGUACGUGGCGAACUGGUUCGGGUUGGAUCAGUCCAAGUACCAGUGGGCGCUCAACGACUACUACGAGGCCACCGGAAAGGAAGCUGAUUGUGUAAAACCUGGCAAGCCAAAGGAGGUUACUGCUAAAGUGCAGAAAGUUUGAAAGGUCUGUUUCUUCAGCAACUUCGUUUUGGGUUGAUGUGUAGCUAAGCCUAUGUAUUCAGAAGUUCCAAUUGAUAUAUUUUGGGGGCCUGAUAGGUGCUUGUUCUCUUCUCUCUUGAACUGCAUGCUUAUCGCCGGACGUGUCAAGACCGCAGUCAAAUCGUGGAGACCGGAGCGGCUAAGUCGUUUUGUUUGCGCCUUUCAAAAUCUGCUGUAAUCCUAAAGUUAUAUCAGACACAAUCGCGUAUUUGCAAUGGUUAAUAGUAUUCCCAGCUGCCUGACGGUGUUACCAGUGAAGUGUCUUGCUCAGUGUUUUCAAUGGCUAAAUAGUAUUUUCGAUAAAUGAAGGUUUAUCCUGUAACAAGGAUAUAUAACAGUGUUUACUAGAGCUCCCUCUC